CCCCCCCUCUCUGUGCGCGUUGGGUUUUGCUGGUAAGAGAGAUUCCGAUUUCCGUGCGCGUUGACGGUUCAGUCAUCAGGGCUUCACAAAGUCUCUCUCUGUUUUUCUCUGCGUGACUCGUCACCUCCAAUUGCUCAUUCAUGUCUCCGAGCAAGAUGAAUUCAGCUGAUGAUGCAAGUCAUUCUAGCUCACAGCCAGAGAGCGGUUUUAUUGAUUCAGCUUCUUUUGUAAAUUCUCAGAUAGCAAUCCGGGAGCUUCUGCAACAAACUCCUGUACAUGAUAACGAUGACCAUCUAAUGGAAUUUGCAGAGGCUUUGGGAACUGUUCAAAAGGCAUUAAGGCAAGCUGCUGAAGGAAAGGCUUCUGCUCAAGCUGAGGCGGCAGAAUGGAAGCGGAAGUAUGAACUUGAAAGAGCACGGAAUCAGGACUUUCAACAACAAGAAAAAAUAUCAGGAGGUAACCAUGAUGAUGAUGUUCACUGCAAGAAUACACAAAACUUGGAUGACCAGAAUGAUUUGUGUAAUCAAACCAACGAGCAACCUGAAAGGUGUUGUGCGGAGCAUGGAAUUUGCUCCCAUGAGGUUCUCUUCAACGGGGAAAACGAUUCUGCAUCGAGGGCAAUUCAAAACCGAAUGACGAGAAAGGCAUCAUUUAAACUCUCAUGGUGGUGCAAAGGUGAGAGAAGUGAUCAGCACAAACAUGACAUCGUGUCUUUUGAAAAGGGAAAUAUCACAACAGCUGGGCGCACUAGUAAACAGAUUACUUUGAAGUGGGAGUCUCCUCCACAGACAGUGCUUAUUAUGACAAAACCAAAUUCAAAGUCCGUUCGAGUCCUAUGUGUGCAAAUAGUCAGAUGGUUAAAAGACCACAAGAACUUGAACAUUUACGUGGAACCACGCGUGCGAUCAGAGCUUCUCGCUGAUUCGUCUUCCUUUGAGUUUGUCCAAACUUGGCAAGAUGAAAGUGAGAUUCUGGACUUGCACAAGAAAGUUGACCUUGUAGUCACUCUUGGCGGGGAUGGAACUGUCCUUUGGGCGGCAUCAGUGUUCAAAGGACCAGUGCCCCCCGUUGUCCCCUUUUCUUUAGGGUCCUUGGGCUUUAUGACCCCUUUCUACAGUGAACACUACAAAGAAUACCUGGAUUCGAUUCUUAAAGGUCCAAUCAGCAUAACAUUACGGCAUCGGUUGCAGUGUCUCGUUGUCAGGGAUUCGGCUAGAAGUGAAUACGAAAAAGAAGAACCGAUACUCGUUUUAAAUGAAGUCACAAUUGAUCGGGGAAUAUCAUCAUACCUCACAAAUUUGGAGUGCUAUUGUGAUGACUCCUAUGUCACUUUGGUACAAGGAGAUGGGCUAAUCUUGUCAACUACCUCUGGCAGCACUGCCUAUUCAUUAGCAGCUGGAGGAUCAAUGGUUCAUCCACAGGUUCCCGGCAUACUAUUUACGCCAAUAUGUCCUCAUUCCUUAUCCUUUAGGCCAUUGAUAUUACCCGAACAUGUCACUAUUCGGGUGCAAGUACCUUUCAACAGCCGAAGUCCCGCGUGGGCAUCAUUCGAUGGCAAGGACAGGAAAAAGUUAGAAGCUGGGGAUGCACUCAUCUGUAGCAUGGCUCCAUGGCCUGUCCCUACUGCUUGUCUGGUUGAUUCCACCAGCGACUUCUUGCGCAGCAUCCAAGAUGGCCUCCAUUGGAAUCUGAGAAAGACCCAGUCAUUUGAUGGUCCACGAGAACUGUGAGUGUUUUCUCCCCAAUAUAUGUAGUUUAGGUAUCGGCCGACAAAAACGAGCUAUGUUAGUUAAAAAGAAAGUGAUUCCCGUGGAAUCUGCUAGUUCACAAUAGUGUCUAUAGCUGUUGUGACAUCUUACUCGUAGUUGUCACCUGAAGUGAAGGGAGUGCCUUCAUAGCAGAUAGAUGUUUAAAAUUCUGGAGUAGUAAGUGUACAUGAAGUAUUACUUCAUAUUCUUUGAAAUCUGUUGGAUCAGAUGAAGCUCAAG
Molecule: messenger RNA, 1988 nt
Organism: Rhodamnia argentea
Lineage: Eukaryota; Viridiplantae; Streptophyta; Magnoliopsida; Myrtales; Myrtaceae
Product: NAD(H) kinase 1
Exons: 11
Coding region: 141-1730 (529 amino acids)
Biological process (GO): NAD+ metabolic process; NADP+ biosynthetic process
Molecular function (GO): NAD+ kinase activity
Source: RefSeq, a predicted model, not a curated record